Chroicocephalus ridibundus (black-headed gull) is the source of this 7097-nucleotide messenger RNA. RefSeq names its product vasoactive intestinal peptide receptor 2 (gene VIPR2). Gene Ontology annotation, cellular component: plasma membrane. Gene Ontology annotation, biological process: cell surface receptor signaling pathway; adenylate cyclase-modulating G protein-coupled receptor signaling pathway. NCBI's taxonomy places the organism in Eukaryota, Metazoa, Chordata, Aves, Charadriiformes, Laridae. The record is from RefSeq and is a predicted model, not a curated record. The coding region runs from base 288 to 1607 and encodes 439 amino acids. Gene Ontology annotation, molecular function: vasoactive intestinal polypeptide receptor activity; G protein-coupled peptide receptor activity; peptide hormone binding. The transcript is spliced from 13 exons.
GUCUAGAGGAGGAGCUGAGCGCAGAGAGGCGGCAGCGGGCAGGCUCUCAGUCGGGCCGGGAGCUGACGGCCGCCGGAGCGGGAGGCGGCCGGGGGAAGGUGCGGGAGGCGCCGAGAGCCGCAGGGCGGCGGCCGCCCGCGGGGCGGGGGGCUCGGCUGGGCGCCCCAGCAGCGGCCCCCGGGCCCUAUGGUGCCGCGGCGGGACCCGGCUCCUCCUCGCCGCCUUCGGAAGGGGCCCGCGGAGCGGCGCCGGGCAGCGGAGCCCGCCGGCCCCCGCUCUCGGCGGGCAUGAGGAACCUGCCGGUCCUCCUCCUCUCCCUCUGCUGGAGCCUGGGGCGGGUGAAUGGUGUGCUUCCAGAAUGCAGAUUUCAGCUGGAGAUUCACAAGGAGGAAACAAGGUGCAUGGAACUUCUAAAGAAUGUGAAGCCAGUGGACUACAAAGGAUGUGUUGGAGUUUGGGAUAACAUCACCUGUUGGCGUCCUGCAAAGAUUGGAGAGACUGUCACUGUCCCUUGUCCGAAAGUAUUUAGCCUUCUUUCUGGCAAACCAGGAAAUAUUAGCAAAAAUUGUACGAGUAAUGGAUGGUCAGAUAUUUUUCCUGACAUCUUAAGUACUUGUGGAUAUAAUGACUAUGAGGAUGAUCAUAAGGUCAACUUCUAUGUAAGGGUGAAGGCAAUUUAUACUCUUGGACACAGCGUAUCUCUGAUUGCUCUUACAACAGGAAGUAUAAUUCUUUGCCUUUUCAGAAAACUUCAUUGUACUCGGAACUACAUCCAUCUGAACCUGUUCCUCUCUUUCAUUCUAAGAGCAAUCUCUGUUUUAGUCAAGGAUGAUAUUCUCUAUUCCAGCUCCAACACAGCUCACUGUCCAGAGGAUCAAACCUCAUGGGUGGGCUGCAAGGCUAUUUUGGUGUUUUUUCAGUAUGGUGUUAUGGCAAACUUUUACUGGCUCUUAGUUGAAGGACUUUACCUGCACAUCCUCCUUGUGCUAAUAUUCUCCCCAAACAGACACUUCACAGUCUACCUGCUGAUUGGAUGGGGAAUCCCUACCAUAUUCGUUAUUACAUGGACAGUGACACGGAUCAUUUUAGAGGACACGGGUUGCUGGGAUACAAAUGAGCAUGGUGGUCCCUGGUGGGUUAUACGAAUACCAAUUCUAAUCUCUAUUAUAGUGAAUUUUAUACUUUUCAUUAGUAUUAUAAGAAUCUUACUGCAGAAGUUACGAUCUCCAGAUGUUGGAGGAAAUGACCAGUCACAGUACAAGAGACUUGCAAAAUCCACGUUGUUGCUCAUUCCGUUGUUUGGAGUUCACUACACAGUGUUUGCUCUAUUUCCUGACCGGAGUUCCAAUAAUUAUAAAAUAAUCUUUGAGUUGUGUUUGGGAUCUUUUCAGGGGUUGAUUGUUGCAGUCCUGUAUUGUUUUUUGAACAGUGAAGUACAAGGGGAACUGAAAAGAAAAUGGCGGAGUUUGUGCUGGAAGCAGACAGCAGGCAGAGAUUACAGACUCCACAGCUCUUCGAUUUCUCAAAAUGGAUCAGAAAGCGUUUCUCACCUCCACCGGAAUUCAAGGGCUCAGUCAUUUGUGCAGACAGAGACCACCAUGACAUAAAUCAGAUACAUUCCCCAAAACAUGAAAAACUGUGGGAUAUAUAUCAUUCAUUAUACAGCUUGACGUGAUAUUUUAUAAAAUGUACAGUUUAGUGCUUUGCUUUUCUACAUGUUGGUAUUUGGGAAAUUGGUUUGUGCAGCCAACCAGUUAAUAACAGACACCUGCCUCGUGGAUGAUUUCUGGUUUUUUUGUAAAUGGUAUUCCUAUUAAUUCUGAUGUUCUCUUGCAGUUUACCAGCCGUAACUAUUCAAAAACUCAUUUGCUAUAAUGGUCCCUUCACCCUCCAACAUGUCUACAAGAUAGAUGUAUGGUAUCCUGUUUUGGUACAUGUUGAAAAGUUAAGACGGAAAGCAAAAAAGUUUCUUACACUUUAUUUAUACUUAAGGAAACAUUUAUUUCCUUGAGGAUUAGGAAAUUCUUUCCUAAUUAUGGAAAACAAAAUAAAGAAAUGUAAGACUAUAAUGAACCACGCUGGGAGUUUAGUGUGCUAAUCCAGGAAAUCAUUAACAUUAUACAGAGGGGGAAAAAGGUAAUACUUCUUGGCUAAUUGUAUACAUUUCAGAGAUUUCUUUCUACGGAGUUUAAUUCCAAUUCUGUUUUUCCUUUCAAAAGUGCCUGGGUUUAUGUUUAGGUUGAGAAAGUAGGGCUACCUUUGCAGUCCGUACAGAAAAGGUUACUGUAAUAGUUUUGAUGAAAACAUCAUCAUUUUCCAAUAGUGCUAUUGCAAUCACCAGUUUCUUCUGUUUAAAAUCAGAGAUAUUUGUUGAUUUUUUAUUAAACAACUUUCUGAAGAGGUGCUUUAUUGCUAGAGCAGUCUGGCAUAGGAUUAACAGCCUUGGAUAGCCUGUUACCCAUUGAAAAUAUAAUUUUUAUGUAAUAUUUUCACUGAAAUAUGUCUCUAGAACUACAUACUUGGCAGCUAAAACAAGGAAUAUUGCAAUAAAGUUACAACUCCCAUUUAAGGGAUGAUGUGAAGUCUUUUAGCUUAAUUCUAUUCUGUAUCAAUCUGAGCUGAUUCAAAAUUUAGUCCUGACCAUGACUCCAGCAAAAAAAAUUAGACAGAAUCCUUAAAAAUUACCAUAAAAGGCAUAAAUAGAAGGAAUUCUAAACAACACCAAGCCUCCUAUGUAGCCACUUUGUAAAAAAAAAGGCAGAGAACUGACAGAUUCUUAUAAACAUACACAGAACAUUUGCACUCUUUAAAAGAAAUAAACCCAGUGAUGUUUACUUCUCAUGUCAUGUUUAACCAUGUCCACUCUAAAUAGCAAGUGGGAAUAAUAUACAUUUGCAUGAGUACCUCUGAACCGUAACAGCAAUUGCCCUGAUAUUUCAGAUCACGGAUGUAUGGAGCUAGCAGGAUCCAAGGUCCAUAAUAUUGCCAGGCGAAGGGAAGAACAGCAGCAAGGGCACGUGCUGGCAGGCGUACACGUGCGCUCUGGCAAACAUCGCCACUACUGGCAGUAUUGGCAGCUGUCAAGGUGUCCAUACGCCUCUCAGUCUGAUUUAAUUUAGCUGUUUAUCAGUCGAACACAAUUUAUUUUAAUGGAAUUACCCUGGAGUGAGACAAAGUUAUGUCAGACCAAAGACAGAAAAGGCUCCGUGGUUCACAGGAGUCAGGCAGAACAGGUAACUCUGAAUGUUACAUGACACCAGCCUUUACAUAUUAGGUAUCAUUUGAGUUAAGCAAUAAUCACGUGAUGAUUUUUUACUUUGCCAGAUUUGGUUAAAGACGCUAUUAUCACCUCCAGUCGCUCAGAGUGUUCUCUGCUGUCGCUUGGUGAAGUAGCUGUGAGAAUCUGGAGCAAAGCAGGCUGCCCAGUGACAGUCCCACGGGGUCUAAAGAUAUGCCCCUACUUAAACUAAACAUAUUCCCAAAAGGCUUUAGACUCAGAAACCACUGCUAAACUUUAGUAUUUUUUCCUGGGUGUCUGAACAACCUUAUCAACAAACUCUUAACUGAAAAUAUAUGAAGAUAGAUUGGAGCUUUGGGGGCUGCUCCUAUACCUAAAUUAAAUGGGUCUGUGCACUUCAGGCUUCUUUGUCUGAAGUGGCAUUGGGACUGCUCGGCUCCCUGAGAUGUGACAUGCAGGAUGUACUUUUUUCCCAACGUUUCUAGGGUAGAAAGACACCCUUGAGAAGCAUUGAACCGUACUCAUCUUUCUGUUCAAAGGAGGUUUGUUGAGUGAGUUGGCACACAGACAGAGUGAUCGUAUAGAAAUAGAGAUUCCAAGCAAUCAGUUCCAUCGGUCUGUUCUGCAUGGUGCAUCACCAAUUAUACGUGUUUAUAAUUCACUGUAUCCUAGAGAAAACUGUCUUUGUUCUAAUUAAGUGAGCAUGGAGAAAAUUUGCAUUUUAAUGAUUUCUCGAUUAUAAGACAGAAAAGCCUAAAUAAGAAAAUACAUUUUAAGUUGCAAUGAAACAACAUAGUUUCCUGUAGCAGGGCACAGAUGCAUUUGAACUUGAUUCUCCUUCUCCUGUAGGGAGUAAUGCCGGCUGAGACCAUGAAGUUGCACCAGGGGGAGAACACGGAUGGUGUCGCUAAGUUUGUAAAGGACUGUGCAGGCAUGCAAAGAAUGGCACGCAAGGGAGGGAGGUGCUGCAUAUAUUUUCCUUACGAACCAGUGAAAAGUGCAGUACUUUGUAGAACCUCACCCCUCUGUUAAAAAUCAUAGAAUCUAAGUACAGAAAAUAUGUUUUCUGUGAGGCAGUUUAACUUCAUAAGGCUUUGUGCAAGCAUUUUAACAUCAGUAAAGGCCCCUCCGAAAAGCCAGUAGCACAUCAUGUAAAGUUACUGAACAAGAACGGUAAUACAAUUCAUUCUCAUAAUGUGGUUAAUUGUUGUAUUUUAUUUUCUUUGGAGCUGCCAGGGCGGCACCGUUCAUUCUGAGUGAUUUUUACCAGCAUUACCUGCUGAUGAUGCCUGAGGGACAGAGCGACAGAUUACUCUCCAAUUGCUAACCAUGAUCAAAAUCUAAAUAUAUAGCGAGCGUUGACUGCAGUUUUCCUCUGCAGAGUCGAUUUCAGCUAGGUGCUCGAUAGACUCGGGUGAAAUUCAUCUGCCCUUGUCUCCAUAUCUAAAAGCUGGAUGUCUGUCUCUGAGCUAAAGACUCUUUUUAAGUGCCUUCCAAAGUCAUCAUAGAGAAAUAGGCACUAGUUGAAGACGAUGCAUCCCAGGUUCAGCUGGGCAUCUAAGGUGGGUUACCUGAAUCACCGUUUUCUCUAUGCUUACUAUAAAAUGAGCCCAGGGUACUUAGAUUUCUCAUGCUACAUCUAAAAUUAGGUAAGAUGAACAUCUCCAGAAGAGGCCAUUCAGUUAUCUGGCUAAUAUUACCCAGAUGCUCCUUUUUAAGCCAAGUAACUUGGUUUGGUCAAAGUGAUCCUCCAAAAAAAUGUGCAGGAUGAUUCAAAAGUUCAGGCAAUGGAGGAUCCAUCAGUUCAUUUGGUAGGGUGUCCCUGCGGUUGACUGCCUUCCUUGGUAAAGCCAAUAGCCUUAUGUCCUGCUUUGAUUUGCCUGGCUUCAGCUUUCAACAGUUGUUUCUUGUUUUGGGUUAAGUGUUUGGCUUUUUCUCUUUUGUAGAGGGAUCAUACGCUUUAGACUACCAGAAGUUUUCUUUAUGUGAAGUCUCUUGAAAAUCACUCUAAGUCAUGUCUUGAUUUCCUCUCUGAGAAACUAAACAUGUCAAAUAUUUCAAAUUCUGACAGCGAGGCAUUUUCUCACAUAUUUCCGCAUUCUCUUCUGUGCCCUGUUCCAAUCAUAAUAGCUUUGGCCAAGAGAAGCAAAGGAAGUAUUUCGGUAUCCCCUUCAGGAGUGACGGCACCAUUGACCAUUUCUCACUCCCACUUGCAGCUCACCUGGUCAUGCCUUUGAAAUCUUUUGACUUUACGUAGUCAUUUUAACUGACCAGGAACCGGCAAGUGACGUGCAAUGAGAUUAUUGCUGGCAUGAUUUUUGCCACAUAAGCUAGUACCUUUACUUAAUAUGUUGGCCUUUUUAAAACAUGGGUCAGGUGCAUUAAUGAGCUUUGCAAAAUAACCUUGGGAAUAUGGAGAGUGUCCCUUUAGCCAUCGAAAGUAGUGCUAGCUUUCAUGAAGUUUUAAGAAUUUGGCAUGGAUUUAAGUGCAUGCUCCAUGCAGGAGUGCACAAGAGCCCAGCAGAUUGCAGGUGACCGGCAUGGUGAUGGAUGCUGCAGGUACCCAGCUGAGGAACUACCCGGUUUAUGCAUACCUUGGAGCUGUACUGUAGUGACAAUAACUAAUUGGUGGCAAAAAGCAUUACAAAAAGCCACCUACAGUCAAGCUGGAGGCAGCCUGCCGCACUCUGUAGCAUCUACUUCAUGUCCUGAUGCAUUCCCCUCUGCCUUUAACGUGAUGAAGAGGAAAGCAACAGUACAGACCCUCAGCAAACCAGAGAAUCCAUCUGGGACGGCUUUAUGAAAUAAGUCGCCAGCUUUACGAACAAGCACAUUACCAGGUGCACACGUCUCACACUCCAUCUGUAAGGACUAUGAUGAGUCAUUUGCAUUAUUUGUCUCCCGUUGACUGUGAAUUUGUCCAUUUCAUUCAGAGUGAUUGUGAAUAAAGUCCAAAUUCACUUUAUACAGAAUUUUUUCAGACACCUCUAAAGAGAAAUCAAGCAUUAAGUAUGUCUUAUAAGAAGGAAGAACCGGCAAGUAACCUGCAGAGAAAGCUGCUAUUUAUAUAGGGGUUAUUGUCUGAGCAAUUACAGUCUGUGCACAGGAAAUACUUCCACUAACAAAAGUACCUUCACAUGACCAUGAGUGCCUAUGUAAGCUGUGGGCUGUCAGUACUACCCUGACAUAACCAAAUAGCAGAAGUUAGUAUGCAGUGCUAUUCUGCUGAUGAAAAAAACAAUAUUAAAAUAAUAGUGAUGUGUUCUAACACGUAUGUUACGGGAGUACAUCAGGAUAACACUUAAAAGGAACAUUCCUGGAUAUGGUUUAACCACUCUGUGUUAAAACUGGUUCUGCCCAUGAUAACAGUAUGUAGUUAUAUCAAAGUCAGUAACAUUUCCAUUGUCAGCUAAAGCAGUGGCUGAAGUGCCCCAACCCCCUUUAUUUCCCAAAGCACUGUAGUAAGUUUAUGAUAACCUGCAGCUUUUCUUUUUUCCUGGCACGUAAGGAUGAGUAUUGGCUUGAAAUUUUCUUUUGUCAUCUUUAUCAGUACCUUUUUAUCUGUCAAGUAUGGUAAAAAUUAAAGAUGAUGUAAAUGAAUGUGAUUAUUUUUUACAAAAUGUACAGAUUAUGAUGUUGUAUAGAUUAAUGUGCGUAAAUAGAUUUCCUUUUCAUACUGUAAUUCACUUUAUGGUUCUUCUGGUUUUGCUCUUUUGUUCUUUCCUGUUUUCAGUUUUUAAUGUCACCUACCUAACAGCCUUCUCUGAGAUAUGUUAUAUAUAAAGCUGUGAACAAAUAAGUGUUUACAUCUUUAUGCUAUUAGUGAUAAUAGUAGUUAAUAACACCAUAAUGGACUGAA